Messenger RNA from Zeugodacus cucurbitae (melon fly), 2963 nucleotides. RefSeq names its product ATP-binding cassette sub-family G member 1. The coding region runs from base 885 to 2732 and encodes 615 amino acids. Gene Ontology annotation, molecular function: ATP binding; ABC-type transporter activity; ATP hydrolysis activity. The transcript has 12 exons. Gene Ontology annotation, cellular component: plasma membrane. The record is from RefSeq and is a predicted model, not a curated record. Lineage: Eukaryota; Metazoa; Arthropoda; Insecta; Diptera; Tephritidae.
AAAUAUUAGAAGCCAGUCGGCAAAUACCAUCGAAACAACGCGGAACUAAAAGUAACUGGUUCGAGAGAACUCGGAAGUUUCGUUUAACUAACCUUCUGGGCUUUUGUGUUUUUAGUUCAAGCGUGCUGGCAAAUUGCAAGAUAUUGUGCUUUUGUAAAGACGGAAUAUAAACAAAAAAAAAAAAAAGAAAAAUAUUCGUGUAUAAAAAAGUUAACCAAGAAUUUUUGUGAUAUAAAGGAUUAGUAAAGUGUUCCUUUAAAGGAGUAAUAAAGUGUUUUUAAAAAAAGUGAACUGUUUUAAAAUUUAAGGAGGCUUUGAAAUAUCAUGCAAGAAAUGUUAAUAUUUUUUGAUAGAUAAAGCUUUGAAUCGGGAGUCCAAUUGUAGCAAAGUUGUAUGCCAGCAUUUUUCGCCGACACCGUCGAUUUUUACUGUUACCUAGCUGUCGCUAUGCAAAGUCGUAUAAAAUGUUGCUGACAGUGUCGCCAGAAUCUGCAAGUAAAAUACAAAAAUAAAUAAAAUAAAAAAUAAAAUAAAAUAAAUUAAUAUUGAAGUGUGUAAAUAUGUACUUGUAUGAAAUAAUAUACAUACGCAUAUACAAAAUAAAGGUAUAUAAAGUGCAGAAAGUGUAAAGUGAUUAAGAAAUAAUCAAGGCAAUUAAGUGACAAUUGAAUUCAAUUAGAAGUGCAAAAUAAUUUCAGUGAAAUUCUCAACAACUGUGAUCAAACAUAUACAAAAAAAAAGAUAUAUAUAUAUAUAUAUAUAUAUAUACUAUAUAUAUAAAUAAAAAAUAUAUAUAAUACAACAAAUAUACAAAAAGUAAUUCAACAAAGUUAAAGUAGUAGUUUCCAUUAACACCCGUACACACAGCGAAUAUUAACACAAAAAUGACGCUGGCAUUACACGAUAAACUGCUGAAAGAGCGCGUCAAACCCAUCGAUAUACAAUUCAAGGAUCUAAGCUAUCAAGUUCAAGUGCAAAAAGUGAAGAAAACAAUAUUGAAAGGAAUUUCUGGUACAUUUCGCGCUGGUCAGCUGACGGCAAUUAUGGGACCCUCGGGGGCAGGCAAAUCGAGUUUAAUGAAUAUUUUAACUGGACUAACUACGAAAGGUGUCAGCGGUAAUAUACAGUUUGGCGACUCACCAACUAAAUCGCGUAAACUGUGCUGUUAUAUAAUGCAAGAUGAUCAUUUUCAUGCAUAUUUUACCGUUGAGGAGACAAUGCUGCUGGCGGCUCAAUUGAAAAUCUCAAACGAUUCGAUGAAUAUCAAGGAGAAGAAAAUGCUGAUCGAACAUUUAUUGGACACCUUAAAGUUAUCACAAACCAAAUUAACACGCACCGGAAAUCUAUCUGGCGGUCAAAAGAAACGCUUAUCCAUCGCUUUAGAGUUAAUUGAUAAUCCGGCGGUGCUAUUUUUGGAUGAGCCAACAACCGGCUUAGAUAGCUCGGCAUCUUCCGACACCAUACAGUUAUUACAGACCUUGGCGAAUGAAGGUCGCACAAUCGUGUGUACAAUUCAUCAACCUUCGUCACAUAUUUAUAGUCUGUUUAAUCAAAUUUAUGUGCUGAGUCAGGGUUGCUGUACUUAUCAGGGAGCGCCGCAUAAUACAAUUGACUUUUUGCGAACGGUCGGUUUGGAAUGUCCGACUUAUCAUAAUCCUGCUGAUUUUCUGCUGGAGUGCGUGAACGGUGAUUAUGGCGAUCACACCGCUGACUUAGCCGUUGCAGCGCUGCAGCCCCGAUGGCGACAUGAUUACGAUAUGGAACAGCAGCAACAGCACUUGGACGGUUUAAAUGGUGUACAAAUCGUCAAAAUGAUGGAGUCUCAACGGGGUGGGGUAAAAGAACUAUCACCCGCGAUAACACCGCCGAUGUCUGCCACUAAACAUGUUUACCCGCCGCCAGAAUGGAUGCGUCUGUGGCUGUUGAUCGGACGUUGUCAUGUGCAAUUCUUCCGCGAUUGGACGGUGACCUACUUAAAAUUGGCUGUGCAUAUAGUAUGCGCUAUACUGAUUGGCUUUCUAUACGGCGACUCCGGUUCAAAUGCGACAAAACAGAUUGCAAAUUUAGGUUCAUUCACAAUACACAACACAUAUUUGUGGUAUACAACAAUGAUGCCGGGACUAUUAAGAUUUCCGCAAGAAAUCAGCAUAGUCAAAAAGGAAACAUUUAAUAACUGGUAUAAAUUACGAACGUAUUAUAUGGCGACCCUGAUAACAUCUACGCCGGUCCAUAUCAUCUUCUCUAUGACUUAUAUCACCAUCGCCUACCUGAUGACCGAUCAACCGUUCGAAAUUGAACGUUAUGCGAAAUUCAUGUUGACAGCUGUCGUGGUGACGAUAUGCGCCGAUGGAUUGGGAGUGUUAUUAGGCACUAUAUUGAAUCCAAUUAACGGUACAUUUGUUGGCGCUGUACUGACUUGCUUUAUGCUGAUAUUCUCCGGGUUUCUUAUACUCCUAACACAUAUGUCGAGUUUAAUGCGAAUAUUAUCGUACUUAUCACCGAUACGCUAUGCACUGGAGAGUAUGGUGUUGGCGAUAUAUUCUAAUAAUCGUGGGAAUAUUACAUGUCCAAUAGAUGUGGUCUAUUGUCAUUUUAAAAAUGCCAGCACAGUGCUACGUAGUUUCGGUAUGGAAAAUGGAAAUUUCGGCAUGAAUAUAUUAAUAAUGUUCGUGCAGUUGUCGACCUUUAAAGGAUUAGCUUAUGUUAUGCUCAAGCGAAAAAUUCGAACGUAAAAUAUACUAUAUUAUGAUUGUUAUAAUAUAUUAUAUGAUCCGUAUACUAUAUGAUGAUAUAGGAUGUAAAUAUGUAGACGUUAUAAGUAUAAAAUACUGUUAGAAUAAACUACACUUACAAUGUAUAUAUUUUACAAAAAUAUAUUUGUUUUUGAAAGAAGUUAUGGUGUAUUGUUAGAACUAUGCAGUAAAAGUAAAUAAGAAAAGAAAAAGAAAAAGUUAAUAACGAAA